UGAGCAAGCUGUGACUCGCUUGCCAAACAACCAACUAGUUCGGAGUUUUCAAGAUAAUUACAAAAAUCUUCAAAAUUUUCAAAUUUACUGGUCUUUAAUUUUCCAAAUUUGUAAUUCUACCAUUUUUUUUUUGGAUCCUUUUUAAUAACAUCAUUAUCGCUAAAUUGAGGAUUAUUUGAUGCCGAUACCAAGGUGUGCUUAAUAAAACAACAAAAAAUUGUAACAGGAAAAAAAGAAAAUUAGUUAAAAGCAAACGACAAAGAAAACAGUAAUAAACAAUGAGCGAAUUGACACGAUUACGAGAAUUUCUGAACGAAUUGAUACCCAGUGAAGAUCAGUUUCAGCGUCUCUAUCAAAACUUUUGCGCUCAAAUACGUAAAGGCUUGGGUGCGAAGACUAACAAGGAUGCAGACACUAAAUGCUAUCUAACAUAUGUGCAGGACUUUCCUCAUGGCAAUGAGACGGGUAAAUAUUUGGCACUCGAUUUGGGUGGGUCACGGUUUCGUGUGUUGCUUGUCACGCUGAAGGGCGAUCGUGACGCCGAACUAGUGGCAAAGAUUUAUGACCUAACAGAGAAGGAAUUGCUCGGCACCGGUACCCAACUGUUCGAUUACAUCGCCAAGUGUCUGCAUGAAUUCGUUUGUGAGCAGAAGGUCGAAGGCGAACACAUGGCGCUGGGCUUCACAUUCUCAUUUCCAUGUGUGCAGACCGGCUUGAGUCGCGCCACACUGGUGCGUUGGACGAAAGGUUUCAACUGUUCGGAUACGGUUGGUGAAGAUGUGGGCGUUAUGUUAAAAUCGGCAAUUACACGACGCACUGGACUUAAAAUCGACAUGGUUGCCAUAUUGAACGAUACGACCGGCACACAAAUGUCCUGCGCCCAUCGCAAUCCGGCAUGUAAUAUUGGUUUGAUUGUCGGCACGGGCUGCAAUGCCUGCUAUACGGAGAAGGUGGAAAAUUGUGAACGUUUGGACACCAAAUAUAAGGAUCGACCUAAGAUCAUAAUUAAUGUGGAGUGGGGCGCUUUCGGCGAAAAGGGUGGUCUUGAUCAUUUACUAACCGAUUACGAUAAGAUUGUCGAUAAAAACUCGUUGAAUGCGGGCACACAGAUCUAUGAAAAAAUGGUAGCAGGCAUGUACAUGGGUGAACUGGUACGCCUGAUAACGUUGCGCGCCGUCAAUGAGAAUUUGAUAUUUGCUCAAUGCAAGCUGCGCAAACAAAUCACGGACAUCCUGACGAAAAAACCGAAUUGCAUUGAAACGAAAGUACUCUCCGAUAUAGCCAAUGACAAAGGUGAUGACUGGCCAAUGGUGAAAGAUGUCUUCAAAGACAUUUUCCAUUUACACGAUGCAGAUCCUGAUGACUGCAUGAAAUUCAAAUAUAUAUGCGAUGUCGUAGCGAAGCGUGCCGGUAACAUGCUGGGCGUUACACUGGGCGCUUUGGUGAACAAAGUUGGUGAAAGCUUCUCUAUUAUCGGUGUGGACGGCACUGUUUAUCGUUGUCAUCCGAACUUCGAUGGUUAUAUGCGCGAAACGUUGGAUCGUUUUGUGGAGAAGGAUCGCAAGUAUGAUAUUAUGCUCUCAGAGGACGGUUCUGGACGCGGUGCUGCAUUAGUAGCGGCUGUCGUUCAUAGAGAGUAUAUUGAGAGAAAAUCACUCAAUGCCAGGUUACAUACAUAAUAACACCAUGAAAAUCUUUGGACACAGCACAACUUGGACGGCAGUUAAAAAAACAAAAAAUAGUACAGUAAUAUUAGAACUAAAUAAAGUGUGUGAUUUGCAUUGAACUAAACGAAAAAGAGGACAAAGUACAAUAAAUAACAAAAC
Bactrocera dorsalis (oriental fruit fly) is the source of this 1826-nucleotide messenger RNA. RefSeq names its product hexokinase-2. The record is from RefSeq and is a predicted model, not a curated record. The coding region runs from base 279 to 1679 and encodes 466 amino acids. The transcript has 2 exons. Lineage: Eukaryota; Metazoa; Arthropoda; Insecta; Diptera; Tephritidae. Gene Ontology annotation, biological process: glycolytic process; glucose 6-phosphate metabolic process; intracellular glucose homeostasis. Gene Ontology annotation, cellular component: cytosol; mitochondrion. Gene Ontology annotation, molecular function: glucokinase activity; mannokinase activity; ATP binding.